Molecule: messenger RNA, 2094 nt
Organism: Pseudoliparis swirei
Lineage: Eukaryota; Metazoa; Chordata; Actinopteri; Perciformes; Liparidae
Product: inhibitory synaptic factor 1-like
Biological process (GO): inhibitory postsynaptic potential
Cellular component (GO): postsynaptic density
Source: RefSeq, a predicted model, not a curated record
GAAUAAGCCUCUGCUUUUUUUGGGGGGGGGGGGGGGAAGAAGAAGAAAAAAAACCCUGCCUAUUCCUCCCUUUCACGGACAAGAGAGAAAAAAGAUGAAGGACAACGCCGUGAACUCGUCAUCGUCUGCAAAGAAAAGUUUAUUUUGAUGUGAGUUUUUCUGUUUUAUUUCUUUUUCCCUCGGAGGAAACGAGAGGAAUAUCCCCCCCUUUUUGUUGUUGUUGUAAACCUCCAAACAAGAUCCAUCCUUUUCUCUCUCUUUAAAAAGAAAGAAGAAAAAAGACAGACGCCUUCACCGAAGGACUAUAUUUAGAAAGCAAAUCUCGUCCCCGCUGGCCGACGGAAAUGUAGAACGCGGUCAUUUUGGAGAAGGGGGGGAAAAAAAGAAAAAAAAUGAGAGCCACUGCUGGGAGUUGUAUUUUUCUACCUACGCUGGACAGCUCUCUCUAGAUAAAAGAAAAGUCUUCUACGAACCCUUUUUUUCUCCCGCUUUUUCUUUUUCUAUCUUCCGCCUGCCGUCAUGUCACCGUGUAGAAAAGGUCGUGCGGGACACGUGGCCGAGGGGAACGAGUCCGUCCCCUAAAUAGCACGUCCUCGGGAACGCUUCCAAAAGCCGAACGCUUGACACGCGCGGGAUGAGUCGGCUCGCCGCGAUUAUGUAAGAGUUUCACACCGGGCUCGUCUUCCGUCUCCCCCCCCCCCCCCACCCACCCCUUUCUUUUUUUGGUUUUUUUUUCUCUCCAUGGAUGUACGCCGUUUGACUUUGCCACCCGCCGCGCUCGUCCUCUUCUCCCCGUUGCCGGAAGCGUCACGCCGCCAGCGUGCGACCCGGCGGCGUGCGAGCGAGGCGAGGUGUUUGCGCUCGCCCGGGCGCUUUUAAGAUGUUGAGGUCUCCCCGCGCGGCCGGGGCCCCUGUUCGGAUCAGCAGCACCGAGGCUCCUCGUAGCCAAAGACAUGGACCCCGACUCGGCUCCCCCGCCCCCACGCCACUGGCCCCACGCCGCCCUGUGAAGGAUGUCCCUCAGCAGAGCGCCGGCCCGGGACACCUCUGAGACGCCCAGCCCCCGAGAACGCAUCCGCAGCCACAUGAAGAUGGUGAUCGACCAGCUGGACAGCAUCCUCAAGGAGCUCAAGGAUGUGGCCAAGGAGCUCCGGGAGGUGGUGGGUCAGAUCGAUAAACUAACGUCCGACUUUGACUUUGACCUUGAGCCGGAUGACUGGACGGUGGCCACGGCCAGCAGCACGUCGAGCAGCGACGGGGGCGGGGGCGAGGCCUUCAGGCUGGACUUCCUCAACACGGACGUGCUCUCCGACAGCUGGGAGUUCUGCAGCUACCUGGAGGCCGGCACCGGCGCCGCCUCCGCCCGCGAGCCGCCGCCGGGAUGCGGGACCAUCCCCACCCAGACGCAGACCCCCACCCCGCCCCCCUCCACCGCCUCCGUCUACUCCCAGAUGAACGGCGGCGGGCUGCCCGUCCCCAACGGGCCGCGCAUCGUCACCCCGGACUCGUCCAGCGAGGAGGCCAGCGGCUCCACCACGCACAGCCACAGGGCGUCGCGGGGGGGCGCCUCCGGCACCAGAGAACGAGUCCGCUUCAGCGACAAGAUCCUGUACCACGCGUUGUGCUGCGACGACGACGAGGACGAAGAGGAGGAGGAGGAGGAGGAAGACAAGAGCGGCACCGCUACGCCGGAUAGCGACAGCGAGGCCGGUCUCCCGUCGAGCUCGGCGACCCCCAGACGUUCUUCCUCCGAGCACUCGCUCCUCCAUCACUGUCUGGACCCCUCCUACGCGUCCUCGCCAAUGAGGGCGGCGACGAAGGGCGCUCACACGCUACCCAGGAAAGGGCUCUUGAACCCGGGCUGUCGCAAAAAACUUUUACGAAAUAGCAGCACACAAACUGUCUCUGACAAGAGCACCCAAACUGUCCUGCCCUAUGUUCCGAGCAAACAGAAAACCAAGGACCACUGAGAGAGUUUAUCAUGGGCUCUCGUGAAGAGGACUACUGUGCAUUAUUUAAUAUUAAAUACAUAGCUCAUAGAUUAAUACACAAAUACAUUAAUUACUAAAUAAAUAAAUGAUAUAUGGGAAAUCA